CUAUUUUGUGCAAUAUAUGCGAUGCAAAUGAGCUAAUUAGGUUCCGCUGAAACAUGCCUAACAAAUUACAUAAGUUCAUAAAGUUAUUUAUGUUAAAUUGCAGCAUAGUAGGAAUUUAUAGGCUUGUAAAAUAUCACUGUUUUGACUGGAUUUACUGUUUAGACGCCCCUUAACAUAUGGACUUCAAUAUCAAAGAUGCUGCUUCUCUUUUCCGACAGAGUAGACACUGUUCGUAUAAAAAUGUACAUAAUGACGGCCAGUAUAUAAACUAUAUCUAAUAAACACAGAUAAAGGAACAACAAUAAUUACAGACAAACCAAAUACAGAGACGGAGCACGCUAAACUAUCUCUGGAUUGCAAAUAUUUAUUAUCAAAUUAUCUGAAUAUUAAUAAAAGAAGCUCAAACUAUUGGUUAAUGGCGUGAGGUACAACUGUUUGAUAUUCUUACUUUCAAUUGAUCACAUCAACUCUUGUCGGAGAUAACUUUAAUCAAUCUAACAGAAAUCAAACCUUGUCUUGAUAAUUAUGUCCUAUUAGUUCUAGGUAAGAAUGUGUGUAAGCCAAAAUUCUCUCUUAAAAGAGCUUCCAUUGAUUUACAGAACCACGGGAUAUUGAUGCAGUGUACAAACACUCUCUGGAAGUUGAACUACGAAAUAUAUUCUUCCAACAAAAUGAUUACCAGAAACAUACUCGACCUGUUAGCAGGGUAGCUGUGAACUUAACGCUUAGUAUCAUCACAUUCAACUCUUUGGAUGUCCGUAACCAGGUUCUAACCACUACUGGCUUUUUCAGUAUGGCUUGGAACGACGUAAGGCUAGAUUGGAGUUCACUCAGAGCUUUUAGCUCUCAUAUCCCAGCUUUUUAUGCGGAUGAGGACACAGUAUGGCGACCACCAAUCAUAAUAGAAAACUCUGUAAGCGACAUAUCCGUGAUGAGCGAUAAAUCUAUCCCUAUACGAGUAUUUCACACUGGCGAUAUGACUUGGAAUCCUUCUGGGAUAUAUAAAACGACGUGUGAUACUGACGUCACCUUCUACCCUUUUGAUACCCAAGUGUGUGACAUCAGUAUAAGUACAUGGGGGUACACGGCAUUUGAAAUAGCUCUGAAUUUAGAUCCACUUCCGCUUGAUAUGACCCACUUCAGGAAAAAUGGAGAGUGGAAAUACAUUUCCUAUUCUACCAGCAGUUACGUUAGAGGCAGCAGAGAAAAGUCAUUUUCAGUAACAACUUUCCAACUGAAAUUAAAACGUCGACCAAUGUACCAUGUACUUAAUACUUUGACACCAACCAUACUUCUGGCAUUUCUAAGUUGCAUGACUUUCAAGCUGCCAGUCCAGUCUGGAGAGAGGAUAGGAUUUUCACUGACAGUUUUGUUGUCCUAUGCUGUUUACCUGUCAGUUUUGUCCGAGCAUAUACCAACGACUUCAGUGACCACGUCCCUACUUUCUCUGUAUCUGUUAUUCAUCUUAACCGUAGGAAUGAUAUCAGUCCUAUUGACGAUAUUGGUUUUGGAGUGCCAUCAUUCAGACCCGAACACAAAAGUUCCAAAUUGGCUACUUAAGACAGUCGACGUGCUGAUGGUGAUAAGCUUCAGAAGGAGAGAAGGACGUUCCCUUUUCCGAUGCUGUCCAUGCGCUAGAAACAAAAACAAUAUUGAGAGUAUUGACUCGGUGAAAGAGCCAUCAGGAAGUCUUGGGAAGGAAUCGAAAGCAAUGGAAGUGGCGCAAAACAAUGACGUCAUGCAUUUUGCCGUUUCGUGGCUGGAAGUUGGACGUUUGUUGGAUGGAUGUUUCUUGAGGAUUUUCUUAUUUGUUGUUCUCCUAGUCACCUUUAUGUUCUUAAUGGCACUUUGCAUUGCAUAUGGCAUAUAUGAGGAUACCUUUGAUGAAAAUAUGUAACUGUUGUUUCCAUCUGAUUAGCGUAUUUACAUAUAGUGUUUAAUACUGUUAAUAACAUGUACAACUUUGGACUUUCUUAUCCCAAGCAUCAGUCUUUUUGUCCCUAUAUCAAAUAAUUCUCAACUGAUAAAGUCUUUUUGUACCUGUAUCAAAUAUUUCUCAACUAAUAAAGUAAUAAAGCGAUGAAAUAAUAUAUAUGGUAAAAGAAUAGUUGCGAGUUUGAGUCUCUGAUAAACGGAAUCUGCUAAAAAUCCAAUGGACCACGUUGCAAAAUUCAAUAUUACAAAGAUCAUUUGUGUAUGUCACGUCAAAGAUGAAUUUGUUUUAGUGUAAUGUUUUGACUGUCAGACUAAUAGCCAGUCUUGUAACAUAUUUUCAGUUCAUUUUAUAUCAAACUUAACCAAUAGAACAAAACACAGACAGCUGAAUAUAUACAAUAUAAGCUCAAUAAUUUAAUUGAUUAAGUUGGGGAUGAUAUUCACAAUGAAGUACAAAGUACAUGCAUAUACAACAUGACAAUUAUCAUACACUGAUAUCUAGAUCGUGUGCUUGGCAGUUAAGAACUCUUAGUACGAGAGUACUACGUUGUGAAAAUAAUAUCAAUAGACCUGAUGAUAUUCGUACUUCUCUUGUACCAGACCACUUUAGAGAGAUAGCAAUGCUAUUUUUACAAUCUCUGACUCCAUAAUAGAUGUAAAAGUGUCUGGUAUGCGAGUAUAUUAAGUAAACUGCAUUCCAUCACCCACCCGUCUGGUCAGCGGCUAUAAACUAAGUAUGGCUCCGAGCAGGCGAUGUCUCUCCGGAAUUAUUGCGCUUUGAAUUUCCCUACCAGCGCCUGAACUACCACAUCUCAUUUCCAGUACAAAAGAGUUCCAGUACUAUAUUAUUGUGGGUUUCGCUCACGCUCUCUCACACAAAGGGAAAUGUAUUAUAUUACGAAUGAAACUAUUUCUCUUAGCUCAUAAAGUAUUAAUGAUGAAUGGAAACAACCCUGGAAACAUAUAACAAUUUAACGGUAAAAAUACUUUGCAAUUAAUCGCAGUCGUCAACAUCCUUAACUUAUAUCGCUGCACACUACAUAUGUACUAAUAUUCACAAGCAUGUUUCGUGUUUUCAAUGUAAAUAAUUUCCACACAUAUAUGAAUAAAUAUAAAUCACCAUUAUCAUUUGUAAGACACUUAUUUGUUACAGUAGAAUAUUUUUAUAUACAUGUAUAUAUAUAUAUAUGCCUUACUGACUUUCUGUAUCGUGUCUUAACUUUCAACGGCAGUAAGACUACAGGAGAAUGAUUCCAAAAGUUAAAUGAAUAACCCAAUUAUCGUUACAUCAGUAUAUACAAUGUAAUUGUAUUGU
Molecule: messenger RNA, 3250 nt
Organism: Pecten maximus
Lineage: Eukaryota; Metazoa; Mollusca; Bivalvia; Pectinida; Pectinidae
Product: acetylcholine receptor subunit alpha-like
Exons: 5
Coding region: 794-1897 (367 amino acids)
Biological process (GO): chemical synaptic transmission; regulation of membrane potential; nervous system process
Cellular component (GO): membrane; synapse; neuron projection
Molecular function (GO): transmembrane signaling receptor activity; extracellular ligand-gated monoatomic ion channel activity; neurotransmitter receptor activity
Source: RefSeq, a predicted model, not a curated record